Messenger RNA from Symbiodinium pilosum, 1452 nucleotides. NCBI's taxonomy places the organism in Eukaryota, Dinophyceae, Suessiales, Symbiodiniaceae. The record is from the annotation of a GenBank genome assembly.
AUGCCUGUAGUCCCAGAAGCUCGGCUCUUUAGCAAAUUUUGGCCAUUGGAGCCCUCUAGCAGUCGAUGUAGGGCUGUUGGUGGAUACAAGGCCAGAUGUAUUCCGCUUCGCGCAGGACUCGCAACAGAAGCUCGUCAGACCAAAGCAGGCGAGCAUGUGCUCAAGUCUUGGGAUGACCGAGCAGCCGGCCUCAUUCCGCACACGGAUGCCAAGGUGCGCUAUUUUGGCAAGGAGCGAAGCAAGCCCCGAGUCAAGAUCUUUCGUGAUCAAGCCGGAUGGUGCCCCUAUUGUCAGAAGGUCUGGCUACUCCUUGAAGAGAAGCAAGUGGACUACGAAGUAGAGAAGGUGCCGAUGAGAUCCUACGGUGACAAGCCCAGGGAGUUCAUGGCCUUGGUUCCUCGUGGCCUACUACCUGCCAUGGAGAUAGAUGGGAAGGUCAUGACCGAAAGCUUGGACAUCAUGUUCACCAUUGAAGGUACUUUUCCAGAUCCCGACAGACCAAUGUUUCCAGCCUCCGGGCCGCUUCGGGACCGAGCUGCCAAGCUGCUCUCUUUGGAGCGUCAGCUCUUUGGAGCUUGGUGCUCGUACUUGUUCCGUCCUGAGAUGCCAUUGAUCGGGGGCUCCGAGGGGGACUUCACGAGCGCGCUGGAAGCGGUGGACUCCGAACUGGCAAAGAACUCGGAGUCACCCUUCUUUCUGCCUUACCAGCACCCCACCAUCGUGGACAUGCAGUAUGUUUCGCAUGUCGAGCGUGCGGUAGCCAGUGCUAUGUACUACAAAGGUUACGACAUCCGGAAGAAGUUUAAGCACAUUGAUGCGUGGCUGUCUGCAUAUGAGAAGCUACCGCACUACAUGGCAACAAAAAGUGAUUACUACACACACUGUAUGGAUAUUCCUCCUCAGUACGGCCCCUGCUUUUCCAAUGACAGCGCAGAAGCAGUUGAAGCUAGAGAGCUCAUUGAUCCGCAGAAUGCUACGCUCCCUGCAAAGUGGCAGACCAGCGUUGAGCCGCCCACACCGGACCAGCUGAAACAGCCCGAGGAGGAUUACCGGAUAGAGGCAGCCAUGAGGCUUACCGAGAAUCAGAAGGCUGUGACCCGCUUCUGCUGCCGCGCGGCUGGCGGAGAUGUGGGCGCUUGGGCUCGCGGCAACCCCACGAAAUGUGCGCUCGCAGAUCCCUACGCCAGGCCAAACGAAGAUUACGCGCCUGGCGUGAAUGUGGCUCUCCGAGCAGUCGCCACUGCACUGCUUCACGGGGAUCCCAGCCCCUUGCUAACUGUGAAAGCCUCCGUGGAGACAGAGGCAAAAAUGUCCGGACGCGAUCUCGAUGUGAUUGCUGACUGCAUCGGCUACCUUCGGGAUCGUGUUGGAUCACCACGAGAUUUGUCCAUGCCUGCGGCAAAAAUUCUGCGCGCACAUCUGGCUGAAGUGGUGAGACAGCUGAAGGCGUGA